GCUGCGCCCAUGAUUGUUUACAAAUAGACCCAGAUUUUAUAAUAAGAUCAGAUUGAAGUAACUUUUUUUUAAGUACAUGUGUAUUUUAAUAACAAAAUGAGCAAUAUAUACAUCAACGAACCACCCACAUCUGGCAAGGUUUUGCUAGAAACUUCUGCUGGUGAUAUAGAUGUUGAAUUAUGGUCUAAAGAAACACCAAAAGCUUGUCGGAACUUUAUUCAGCUAUGUAUGGAAGGUUAUUAUGAUGGUUUGAUAUUUCAUCGAGUAGUUAAAGAUUUUAUAGUACAAGGUGGAGAUCCAACAGGUACUGGUGAAGGUGGUGAAUCUAUCUAUGGGAAACCUUUUAAAGAUGAAUUUCAUUCAAGACUCAAAUUCAACAGAAGGGGUUUGGUUGCCAUGGCAAAUGCUGGUGCUCAUGAUAAUGGCAGUCAGUUUUUCUUCACAAUGGCACCUGCACCAGAAUUACAAAAUAAACAUACCAUAUUUGGUAAAGUGGCUGGUAAUACUGUCUAUAAUAUGAUAAAGUUGCAAGAAUCUGAAGUAGAUGGCAAUGAAAGACCAUUUCAUCCUUACAGAAUCAUCAAAACACAGGUAUUAUCAAAUCCAUUUGAUGAUAUUAUACCAAGAGUUUUAAAGAAGAAAAAAGACAAGACAGAAGCUGUCAAACCUAAAAGCCAAUCUAAAGCAACAAAAAAUUUUAAUUUGUUAUCUUUUGGCGAAGAAGCAGAAGAAGAUGAAGAAGAAAAUGUUCAGGUUACAAAGGAUAUGAGGAUUAAGAGUAAAAGUAGUCAUGAUUUAACAGAUGAUCCUAGAUUAAGUUCUAAACCAGCUGUAGAAAUUAAAUCAGAUGAUAAAAAUGAUAAAGUUAUGAAGAAAGUUGAGAGUGGAGAUGAUUCUAAUUCCUCAGAUACACAACCUGAAGACAAGAAACAUAAUUUAACUUCUGUUAAGAAAAAGAAAGAGAAAUCUGAUAUAGAGCCCAUUACAAAAAGUAGAAGUGAACUGUUAAAAGAAGAAAGUAAAAAGUUAAGAAAAGAAUUAAAAAGAGGUUAUAAAGAUAACGAUGAGACAGAGGAAGUAAUAAAGAAUCCAGCAUUAGAAGAAUAUAAAAAAGAACAAGAGAAAUAUGAAAAAACCAGAAGAACUAUAGGAAAGAAAGGUGGAAAUAGAGAAGAUAUGACAUUACUGAUGUUAUCUAAGUUUAAAGAUAAAUUAGAAUCAGUUAAAACUAUUGGUGAAAAUCAUUACAUUUCUCAUUGCAGGAUGAGACAUAAACUACAGUUUGAUGAGAAACGGAAUAAAGUAUUAGAUGCUAAUGUACAUGAUAGUGAUAGAUAUGAAAUAUACGACCCUAGAAAUCCAAUGACUCAACGUAGAAGAGAGGCCAGUAAACAAAAACAUAAAGACAAAGAUUGAUAAAAAACUUUAUUUACUUUGGAAUUUAGUCAUUCAAAAUGGCAAAGAAUGUCAAAGAAAGAGAGGAUAUAUUUCAACUAGUGAUUUCAGAUGAAGCAUUUUAGCUGGCCUGCUCUUAUCUUUUAUUCUUAGUGCCCUGAAAGACACUAUCUAUGCUUGUGAAGUUCACAGUUUUGACUUGAUGGUGUUGGAUGGCUUGCUAAAGCAUUGCCCUUGACUAUUUCGAGAUCUACCUGAAAAUCAUGGCUGACAUAUUAUUGCUUGUUAACAAACUGCUACAGUAGGCCUAUUUAUUGAUAUGUCACUCAAAUUGGUAUGUUGUAUAAAAGGCGAUUUUGAUCUUUCUAAAUGUAAUUAGAUUGAAACAUUUGUUAUAUUCUGUUAAUAUUGGGAAAUAAAGUAAUAUUCACUUGU
Messenger RNA from Lottia gigantea (owl limpet), 1830 nucleotides. RefSeq lists its product as hypothetical. Gene Ontology annotation, cellular component: catalytic step 2 spliceosome. Bases 97 to 1416 code for a protein of 439 amino acids. Gene Ontology annotation, biological process: protein peptidyl-prolyl isomerization; protein folding. Gene Ontology annotation, molecular function: peptidyl-prolyl cis-trans isomerase activity. The transcript has 11 exons. NCBI's taxonomy places the organism in Eukaryota, Metazoa, Mollusca, Gastropoda, Lottiidae. The record is from RefSeq and is a predicted model, not a curated record.